Messenger RNA from Dothidotthia symphoricarpi CBS 119687, 1903 nucleotides. RefSeq lists its product as uncharacterized. Gene Ontology annotation, biological process: ubiquitin-dependent protein catabolic process; regulation of protein catabolic process. The record is from RefSeq and is a predicted model, not a curated record. Gene Ontology annotation, cellular component: proteasome regulatory particle, lid subcomplex; proteasome complex. Gene Ontology annotation, molecular function: enzyme regulator activity. NCBI's taxonomy places the organism in Eukaryota, Fungi, Ascomycota, Dothideomycetes, Pleosporales, Dothidotthiaceae. Bases 95 to 1612 code for a protein of 505 amino acids. The transcript is spliced from 2 exons.
AACACACCGCCCGCCCGUCCACACCACACUACACGGCCACACCCCCCGUCCGUACCUUCCUCUCCCCCCGCGCAUCCCCCCAGCAGCGACAGCCAUGGCCGAGGGCAUGGAAGGCGUCGUCAGCGAGGGCGAGCAGCCCCAGCCGGAGAGCGUCGAGCAGAAGACCAUCGCGGACAUCCGCGCCAACUUCGUGCUGCUCGAGCGCGCCGUGGCCCAGUUCGACUCGCGCUUCACCCUGCGCGCCCUGCGCUCCAUCUCGUCGCUGCGCAAGCGCCUGACGGACCGCGUGCUGUGCUCCGUCAUCAUCCUCAGCUACUCGCCCAACAAUGCCACGGCCCGCACCUUCAUCGAGUACAUCGGCAUGGACGGCCAGGCCAUCCAGAGCGUCGUGGCCCAGUACAAGGACGAGGUGCAGGCCAACAAGACCAGCACAAAGGAGCCCAUGCCCGAGAUCGACGUCUACAUCGCCAUCCUCAUCCAGGUCUACCUGUACGACCAGAAGGACCACGACGAGGGCUCAGAGUUCUCCGAGAAGCUCGUCGACAAGAUCCGCGAGCUGAACCGCCGCACCCUCGACUCGCUGGCCGCCAAGGCCUACUUCUACUUCGCCCUCUUCCACGAGGAGAUGGACCCCAAGCCGCCCUCGAAGCAGUCGCCCGUCAUCGCCAUCCGGGGCAAGCUGCUCGCCGCCCUGCGCAGCGCCGUCCUGCGCAAAGACCCGGACACGCAGGCCUCCGUCACCACCCUGCUGCUGCGCAACUACCUCUCCACCGCCGACAUCACACAAGCCGAUCUGCUCGUCGCCCAGACGCAGUUCCCGCCCAACGCCCCCAACAACCAGGUCGCCCGCUACCUCUACUACCUGGGCCGCAUACGCGCCAUCCAGCUGUCCUACACCGAGGCCCACGAGCACCUCGUCAGCGCCACCCGCAAGGCCCCGUCUGCCGGCGUCGCCACGGGCUUCUACCAGGCCUCCAUGAAGCUGCUGAUCGUCGUCGAGCUGUUGAUGGGCGACAUCCCCGAGCGCGACGUCUUCAGCCAGCCCCGUCUUGAGCGUGCUCUGGAGCCCUACUUCCGCCUUGUUCAGGCAGUCCGCGUCGGCGAUCUGCAGGGCUUCCUGAAGAUCGUCAACACCUUUUCCUCCACAUUCCACCGCGACGGCACCUACACGCUGAUUCUCCGUCUGCGACAAAACGUCAUCAAGACGGGCAUCCGCAUGUUGUCCCUGUCCUACUCGCGCAUCUCUCUCCGCGACAUCUGCAUCCGCCUUGGCCUGGAGAGCGAGGAGUCGGCCGAGUACAUCGUAGCCAAGGCCAUUCGUGACGGCGUAAUAGAAGCCUCGAUCGACCACGAGAAGGGCUUCAUGCAGACUAAGGUGGCUGGAGACAUCUACGCGACUCGUGAACCCGGCGAGGCAUUCCACGAGCGUAUUCGAGCCUGCUUGACGCUGCACGACGAGUGUGUCAAGGCUAUGCGAUACCCCAUGAACCAACACCGCUUGGAGCUUAAGAAUGCACAGGAGGCUAGGGAGCGGGAACGGGAGCUUGCCAAGGAGAUUCAGGACGGUGACAUUGACGAUGACGAUUCGGGCGGUGACUUUGAGGGCUUGUAGAGGUGGAGGAUGGUUCUUCGAUAUGUGAGAUGGUCACUUUCUGGCGUGCAUCAUAGACUAGCGUGUCAGAUCAUAUUCACGAAGCAUGAUUAGGACGAAUCAGACAGAGGAUUCACAAAGCAUUGAUUACGUACAUGGUGAACCGUGAAGAUGAAAUAAGAACGGCGCUACGUUGAGACAGCUAGAUCCCUGUGACGAUCGCACCUGGACUAACCGGCUGCAGCGAAAUCCGUCGAUUAGCCUCCGCAGGCGUCAUCAGCUCAUGACAUGUCCCCGCAUCAAGUCGGUACU